Gastrolobium bilobum is the source of this 4384-nucleotide messenger RNA. RefSeq names its product disease resistance protein RUN1-like. Gene Ontology annotation, molecular function: ADP binding. Gene Ontology annotation, biological process: defense response; signal transduction. NCBI's taxonomy places the organism in Eukaryota, Viridiplantae, Streptophyta, Magnoliopsida, Fabales, Fabaceae. The record is from RefSeq and is a predicted model, not a curated record. The transcript is spliced from 7 exons. Bases 79 to 3363 code for a protein of 1094 amino acids.
UUGUUUCUCCAUUCAAUUUACUUUACCAAACUGUGUUUCCAAACUUCUCUUGUAGUUUGAGAAUUGUGAGCAAAAAUCAUGGCAAGUCAAGAAUCACUGUUGCCCUCUUCUUCCUUUAGCUAUCGAUUCAAAUACGAUGUGUUUCUCAGCUUCAGAGGCGAAGAUACUCGUCACGGUUUCACUGGCUAUCUCUACAAAGCUCUUCAUGACAGAGGAAUCCACGCAUUCAUUGAUGAUAAAGAGCUUCAAAGAGGAGACGAAAUCACACCAUCACUUGUCAAGGCAAUCGAAGAUUCCAGGAUUGCCAUCGCUGUGUUCUCUGAGAACUAUGCUUCUUCUUCAUUUUGCUUGAACGAACUUGUCCAUAUCCUUCACUGCAUCAAGGAAAAGGGUCGGUUGGUUUUGCCUGUUUUUUAUGACGUUGACCCUUCUCACGUGCGACAUCAGAGAGGUAGCUAUGAAGAAGCACUCGCUACUCUUGAGAAGAGGUUUAAGGAUGACAAGGAGAAGGUGCGGAAAUGGAGGAUGGCUCUGCGUCAAGCUGCUGACUUGUCUGGUUUUCAUUUCAAACAACAAUGGAAUGAGAAUGAAUAUGAGUUUAUUGAGAAGAUUGUUAAAAUGGUUUCCAACAAGAUUAAUCGCGCUCCUUUACAUGUUGCCGAUUAUCCGGUUGGAUUGGAGUCUAAAGUGCGAGAAGUAAUCUCACUUCUCAAUGUCGGAUCUGAUGGAAUCCACAUGAUAGGGAUCCAUGGAAUUGGGGGAAUAGGGAAGACAACAGUUGCUCGAGCAAUUUAUAAUGCUAUUGCGGAAUCAUUUGAAGCUUUGUGUUUUCUUGAUAAUGUAAGAGAAAAUUCAAUUAAACAUGGAUUAGAACAUAUCCAAGAGACACUUAUUUCUAAAGUAUUCGGAGAGAAGGAUAUUAAGUUAGCAAGUGUCAAAGAAGGAAUUACAAUAAUAAAGCAUAGGCUCCACAGAAAGAAAGUUCUUUUGGUUCUUGAUGAUGUUGACAAACUGGAGCAGUUGCGGGCAACUUUUGGAGGGCUUGAUUGGUUUGGUUGUGGCAGCAAAAUCAUCAUUACAACAAGGGACAGACAUCUGCUAACAAGUCAUGGGGUUGAGAAAACUUAUGAGGUAGAUGGGUUGAAUAAUAUAGAAGCUCUUGAAUUACUUAGUUGGAAUGCUUUCAAAACUGACAGAGUUGAUUCGAGUUAUGUGGGCAUUUUAAACCGUGCAAUAAAUUUUGCUUCUGGCCUUCCACUGGCAUUGGAGGUAAUAGGUUCCUACUUGUUUGGGAAAGGGAUAGAAGAAUGGGAAUCUGCAUUAGAUCAGUAUGAGAGAAUUCCUAAUAAAGAGAUCCAAAAGAUACUUGAAAUAAGUUUUCAUUCUUUGGGGGAAAAUGAGCAGAAAUUUUUUCUUGAUAUUGCUUGUUUCUUCAAAGGAAAUAAUUUAGCAUAUGUCAAAAAAUUACUUUAUGCUCAUCAUGGUUUCUGCCCUGAAUAUGGUAUUGGAGUGUUGAUUGAAAAAUCUCUCAUAAAGAUUAAUGUGGAUGGUCAUGUAACAUUGCAUGACCUGAUAGAGAAUAUGGGUAAAGAAAUUGUCCGACAGGAAGCACCAGAAGAGCCAGGCAAACGUAGCAGAUUAUGGUUUCCCGAAGAUAUAGUUCAAGUUUUAGAGGAUAAUACGGGAACUAGUAGUAUUCAAACAAUAAUGCUGGAUUUCCCCAAAUCUGAAGAAGUAGUUGAAUGGGAUGGAAACGCCUUCAAGGAGAUGAAAAACCUCAAAACACUAAUUAUUAGAAAAGCUUGUUUUUCGGAAGGUCCCAAACAUCUUCCAAAUAGUUUGAGAGUACUGGAAUGGUGGAGAUAUCCUUCACCAUCUUUACCGUCUAAUUUUCAUCAAAAGAAAAUUGUGAUACUAAAGUUACCCGAUAGUCGCUCUACUUCAAUUGAUUUGCUCAUGUCAAAUAAGGAGUUUGUGAAUACGAGAGUUUUGAAUUUCAAUGGAUGUCAAUGUAUUACUGAGAUACCUGAUGUGUCUGGUGUCCCAAAUUUAGAAGAAUUAUCAUUUGGAUAUUGUGAGAAUUUAAUUAAAAUUCAUGAAUCGGUUGGAUUCCUAAAUAAACUUAAAAUCUUGAACGCUAUUGGUUGCAAGAAGUUUAGGAAUUUUCCACCCAUCAAGUUGACCUCACUUGAAGGACUCAAUCUUUCACAUUGUCCUAGUCUUGAGAAUUUUCCAGAAAUAUUGGGAAAGAUGGAAAAAAUAAAAUAUCUUAAUUUCCGUGACACUCCCAUAAAAGAACUGCCAUUUUCAAUUCAAAACCUCUCUCUGCUUAAAAGUCUAGGGCUGGGGAAUUAUGAAGGAGUUGUUCAGUUACCAAGGAGCAUUUCGAUGAUGCGAGAACUUAAGGAGUUGAGUGUUGAGAACUGUGAGGUAUUGCUUAUAUCUGAACAGGACGAAGGUGAUGCACAAGUGAGCUCAUUGGUGUUUGAGCUCAUUCACCUUUUGCAUUGCAAUAUAUCAGAUGAAUUCAUCCGAAAAGGUUUCCCUUUGUUUGUCAGUGUGCAACAGUUAAAGCUAGAGGAGUGUAAUCUCACAAUUCUUCCUGCAUGCAUCAAGGAAUGUCUCUAUUUGAAGGAAAUUAUUUUAUAUUGUUGCGAGAAUUUUCGAGAAAUUGGAGGGGUUCCACCCAACUUAGAAACAUUCUAUGCAGAGGAGUGCACAUCCUUGAAAGAUUUAGACCUCACACUAUUUCCUGAAUGUCUGACGACACUUAUUUUGCAUAAAUGCAAGAAUCUUCAAGAAAUUAGAUGGAUUUCACCCAACAUUAGAACUUUGCUUGCAACAGACUGCCCAUCCUUGACAUCCGAGUGUAGAAGCAUGUUACUUAAUGAGGGAUUGCACGAGGAGGGAGGAGACAAAGUGUUUAUCUUGCAAGAAACAAAAAUUCCAGAGUGGUUUGAGUAUCGUAUCAAUGGACCGUCAAUUUCUUUCUGGUUUCGUAACAAGUUUCCUGCAAUAUCUCUAUGCUUUGUUAUUCGACCUGAUGGAGAUUUUGACACUUUUGAGGUCAAUAUUGAAGUCAACGGCAUUUCAAAAGUUAUAGUAGAUGAUUUCUGUUUGGAUUGCAUAGCAGAAGAUUAUACAGUUCUUUAUGAUAUAAAACAGGAAAAAUUCUUACCUAGCGAAAUUUUUUCUGAUAUAGAAGAAAAUAAAUGGAAUUAUGUGGUGUGUACUUUAUUGAUAUCACAGAGCCUAGAAACAGUGUUUAUCAAAGAAAGUGGAAUCCAUGUAUUCAAACAAGGAAGCAGCAUGGAGGACAUUCAAUUUACUGAUCCACUCUUGUUGAAAGAAGAGCAUAGAUAGGUGGACAUGGCAGAUUCUCAGACAAUUUAUGCAGCACCAAAAUAAUUUGGCUUCAUUGCCUUUUUUGGAAACAAAAAAAUUGGGAAAGGGCAUAGAGUUGGUUUCAUUGCUUCCACCUCCAGCAUCGAAGAAUAAUGUGAAUUGGCAUUCAAAUUCAAUGGUAUCAAAGCUGAGAAGUAGCACUCUCAAUUUCCAAGGCUGUGAAAUUGUAUCCAGAAAGAGGAAAAUGGGUAUGUUUUGGACUAUGAAGCCUGUGAACCUUGUUGUCCUGCACCUUCAAAAGUGACUUUGAAUUCAGCAGUGUCAAACUUUGCUAGUGGUGCUGCCAGUGAAGAAGGAGAAUCUUCUCAAAACCCAGGUUUUGCAUAGACACAAUAUUCAGGACCCUAGCAGACAAGAAACACACCUAAAAACGUUUUGCAGUGUUGUCAACCACAAUUGAUGUGUCUUUCAAAAAUUGAGUUAAGUCAAGAUGAUGUAGAAAAAGAAGCAUUUUAUGCUUCUCUUGAAGAUGAGACCCAUGUUCUUUCAGGUUUGCAUGAUAAAUCGGCCACCACUGCUCCAAAUGAAGAGACCUGGGAAGCAUUGAAAUUAGUACAAGACUUCAUCUCCAAUGAUGCCUCAGUUUUUCUGCAUACUAAGCAAAUGUAGUAUCAUGAAAACUAGGAAUAUGAGGAGAAAUGAGAGCAUUGAUAUCAGAAGCUUCAAGGUGCUUGCACAUUGGAGAUUGAAGUAGUAGGAAAAUUUAGUCCACUGCAUCUGAGUUUGCUGAGAGCUGAUCUGGAAAUAACAUGAACCACUUCAGGGAAGUUGUGGCAUUAGACAAAGAGCUUCUUCAAAAGUUAGCCUAUAUGGAGGAAAACAAAAAAGGAGCUAGAAGAGCAAAUCAAUGCUAUAAAAGCUAACAUCUCAUAAGAGAAGGAAAGACAAUAACACAAACUAUUACUGCCCUGUGCAUAAAUAAUAUGGUUAUAGGUUUUUGAAGUCUUUUUGUUGUUGAUUGACUAGUUGUGUCACAAUU